Messenger RNA from Erigeron canadensis, 1014 nucleotides. RefSeq names its product transcription factor ILR3-like. Gene Ontology annotation, molecular function: protein dimerization activity; DNA-binding transcription factor activity. The record is from RefSeq and is a predicted model, not a curated record. NCBI's taxonomy places the organism in Eukaryota, Viridiplantae, Streptophyta, Magnoliopsida, Asterales, Asteraceae. Gene Ontology annotation, biological process: intracellular iron ion homeostasis; regulation of DNA-templated transcription. The transcript is spliced from 5 exons. Bases 120 to 839 code for a protein of 239 amino acids.
UAAAUAAAUAAAAAAUCACUCCAAACAACAAAAAUUUGCUUUCACCGGAGAAUAACAAACAAACAGACAAACGUCGGUAAAUCACAUACAUAUAUCGCUAUAUCUAUCUAUUUCCGGCGAUGGUUUCACCGGAGCAUACUAAUUGGAUCUACGGGUUGACCCAUGAAAACCAUUUCUUUCCUCAACCGGUUUGUGUACCCAGCUGGCCGCCGGUCCAGGAUGCGUUGACCGGUUCAUUCUCAAACCCCCCUAGUGCGGAACGUGAUGGCUCACACGCAGAUUCAGAUGGACACAAAGAAUCUGGCUCAAAGAAACGGGGGAGGGCUGACCCUUGCAGUGGAACAAGUUCCAAAGCAUGCCGAGAAAAAUUGAGAAGGGAUAAGCUAAACGACAAGUUUGUUGAAUUGGCUUCAAUUCUUGAACCUAAGAGGCCUCUGAAAGUUGAUAAGGCUGCUAUUUUGGUUGAUGCUGUACGGAUGGUGACUCAAUUAAAAAAUGAAGCCCAAAAGCUGAAAGACUCGAAUUCUGAUCUCCAAGAGAAAAUUACAGAGUUGAAGUCUGAAAAGAAUGAACUCCGAGAGGAAAAGCAGAGGCUGAAGUCCGAGAAAGAGAAACUUGAACAACAAUUGAACUCAAUGAACACCCAACCUAGCUUCAUGGCUCAUCCACCUGCAAUCCCUGCCGCCUAUCCAGCCGCUGUUUCAGCCACCCAAAGUCAAGUGACAGGCAGUAAGUUAGUGCCGGUCUUCAGCUACCCGGGAAUGGCUAUGUGGCAAUUCAUGCCUCCUGCCGAUGUUGACACCUCACUUGAUCACGAACUUCACCCUCCAGUCGCCUAAUUUGGCCAUAAAGGCUUGACAAAGUAGAGGCGAUCAUCCAGUUUGCCAUUGUGUUUAUGACUUUUAGGCUCUGAGUAUGUAAUUUAUAGAGUCAAGUACAUGGUAUACCUUACCUUUUAAAUUAUACCUAUUGCAUCUUACCAAUUCAAUGUGUGAUAUUCUUCUGUUCCUGACA